This is a messenger RNA of Zymoseptoria tritici IPO323, 1617 nucleotides long. RefSeq names its product putative major facilitator superfamily transporter. Gene Ontology annotation, molecular function: transmembrane transporter activity. Gene Ontology annotation, biological process: transmembrane transport. Bases 1 to 1617 code for a protein of 538 amino acids. The transcript is spliced from 2 exons. Lineage: Eukaryota; Fungi; Ascomycota; Dothideomycetes; Mycosphaerellales; Mycosphaerellaceae. Gene Ontology annotation, cellular component: membrane. The record is from RefSeq and is a predicted model, not a curated record.
AUGCUCUUCUCAAACUCCCCCAAGAAAGACCCCAAAGCCCCCGCAACCACCCAACCCUCCUCUCCCUCCACCGAAGACUCCGAAUCAACUCAACUCCACCGCCUCGCCCGCCAACGCCCCUCCCUCCUCCCCACCCCAACCCAUGAAGUCCUCUUCCUCCUCUCCAUAACAACCUCCCAACUCCUGACCGAAUUCUUCGUCUGCGGCUUCACAAUCCUCCUCCCAACCGUGACAACCUCCCUCGCCAUCCCCUCUACCGCCGCGACCUGGCCCGCUUCCGCCUUCUCGCUCGUCGUCUCCGCGUUUCUCCUGCCAUUCGGUCGUCUAGGGGACAUCUACGGCGGGUAUCCAAUUUACAUCGCUGGGAUAACCUGGUUCGCAGUCCUCUCCCUCAUCAUCGGCUUCUCGACGAAUUAUACCAUGUUAGUGGUACUGCGUGCGUUCCAAGGUCUAGGACCAGCAGCUUACCUCCCCGCUGGACUACAACUCCUCGGAUCAACGUAUCGUCCCGGACCGAGGAAGAAUUUCGUGUUUUUCAUCUACGGCGCGAUGGCGAGUUUUGGGUUCUUCGUGGGUGUCUUUUUCGCAGGGAUUUCCGGACAGUAUCUCACUUGGAGGUGGUACUUUUGGCUCGGAGCGAUUUUCGUGUCUAUCGUGGCGGUGGUGUCGGUUUUCUCGAUCCCGUCUGACGUCGCGGCGCAUCGAGACAAUGGAAUUGUGAUGGAUUGGUGGGGCAGUGCGGCGAUCGUGUUGGGGUUGAUUUUGGUGGUGUAUGCUAUUACGGACUCGAGCCAUGCGGAGGAUGGGUGGAGGACGCCGUAUAUCCUCGUCACUUUCGUGCUCGGUUGGAUGCUGCUCGGUGUAGCUUUUUACAUCGAAGGAUGGGUGGCCGCUCAGCCGCUUCUCCCGUUCUCCAUGUUCAAAGUCCGCGGCAUGCUGCCCUUUACCAUCGGCCUGUUCUUCGCCUACGGUCCGCUGGGGAUUUACCUCCUCUACGCCACCCUGUUCGCCAUGAACAUCCUCAAUGUAGGUCCCAUGCAACUCGUAGCCUGGUACGUCCCCACCGGCGUCCUCGGCCUUCUCCUCUCCCUCUUCGGCGGCCUCUUCCUCCACCACAUCCCCACGAAACUCCUCAUGGCAAUCACAGCGUUCGCCAUAAUGAUCGAGUCCGCCAUCCUCGCCUGCGCCCCUUCCGACGCAGGUUACUGGCGCUGGUUCUUCAUACCAAUGAUUUGCUCCACGGUAGCCAUCGACUUCAUCUUCUCGGUCGCCAACAUCUUCUUCUCCACCUCCCUGCCCGCUCGACAGCAAGGGUUGGCAGGAAGCUUGAGUAAUGUCAUCUUGCAGUUGGGGAUCGCGGUGUUGUUGGGGUUCUCGGAGGUGAUUGCUUCGGAGACGAAGGAGCAGGGGUUGAAGAGGAGUUAUCAGAAUGUGUUUUGGUUUAAUUUUGCGUGUGGGGCGGUGGCGUUGGUGGUGUUUAUGUUUGUGAGGAUUCCGAAGGCGAGGUGUGAGUUGACGGUGGAUGAGAAGGAGGCGAGGGAGAGGGAGGGGUUUGAAGUUGGCGGAGGUGAGGAUGGAGAGGCGGAAGAGAGGGACGAUGGACAACACCGCGUGUGA